This is a messenger RNA of Asparagus officinalis (garden asparagus), 1317 nucleotides long. RefSeq names its product signal peptide peptidase 2-like. NCBI's taxonomy places the organism in Eukaryota, Viridiplantae, Streptophyta, Magnoliopsida, Asparagales, Asparagaceae. Bases 130 to 1173 code for a protein of 347 amino acids. Gene Ontology annotation, molecular function: aspartic endopeptidase activity, intramembrane cleaving. The record is from RefSeq and is a predicted model, not a curated record. Gene Ontology annotation, cellular component: lumenal side of endoplasmic reticulum membrane; membrane; cytoplasmic side of endoplasmic reticulum membrane. Gene Ontology annotation, biological process: membrane protein proteolysis. The transcript has 12 exons.
CUUUAUUGCCCCCGUGCAAACGUUAUUCACGUUCCCCUUCCUCCAGAUCUAGAUCUACUCCAAAAAAAUCCACGAAAAGAGCUGCUGAAAGUCCCACUUUUGGAUUCUUUUGGGCCCAAGUUGCUGAAGAUGAUGAACCGCGAACGCGCUGCGAAUUUAGCUCUUUUAGGUCUUACCUUGGCACCACUUUUCGUAAAAAUAGAUUCCAACUUGAAUGUUAUUCUGACAGCAUGCCUUACAGUUUAUGUUGGCUGCUAUCGAUCAGUAAAGUCCACAUUACCAUCGGAAACAAUGUCCAAUGAACAUGCAAUGCGCUUUCCUUUGGUUGGGAGUGCAAUGCUUUUGUCACUAUUUUUGCUCUUCAAGUUUCUAUCAAAAGAUUUGGUCAAUGCUGUGCUUACAUGUUACUUUUUUGUGCUUGGAAUUGUCGCUUUCUCUGCGACACUAUUACCUGCCAUCAAGCGUUUUCUUCCCAACAAGUGGAACGAUAACCUCAUUGUUUGGCACGCUCCAAUUUUUCACUCUUUUUCAGUAGAGUUCACGAGGUCUCAGAUUGUUGCUGCUGUUCCAGGAACAUUUUUCUGUGUGUGGUACGCAUCACAGAAGCAUUGGCUGGCAAACAACAUCUUGGGAAUUGCAUUCUGCAUUCAGGGUAUUGAAAUGUUAUCAUUGGGUUCAUUUAAAACUGGUGCCAUUCUCCUGGUUGGACUCUUUUUUUAUGACAUCUUCUGGGUGUUCUUUACUCCGGUGAUGGUCAGUGUUGCCAAAUCCUUUGAUGCUCCUAUAAAGCUUUUGUUCCCAACUUCAGAUGCUGCUCGUCCAUUUUCUAUGCUUGGUCUUGGCGAUAUUGUAAUACCUGGUAUAUUUGUUGCAUUGGCGUUGCGCUUUGAUGUAUCUAGAGGGAAACAAAAUCGUUAUUUCAACAGUGCAUUCUUUGGAUAUACACUUGGUUUGGUUGUGACUAUAGUUGUGAUGAACUGGUUUCAAGCUGCCCAGCCUGCGCUUCUAUAUAUAGUACCUGGUGUUAUUGGGUGUGUAGGUGUCCACUGCUUAUGGAAUGGUGAAGUAAAGCCGCUCUUGGAAUACAGUGAGUCUAAGCCAGAAACCGAUUCAAAUUGUCAGUCUUCAUCAUCUCAAGAUGGAGAUGCCGAAGUCAAUAAGAAAGAGCAGUGAUAACGGAGACCUUUAGUUGCAAAAAAACAAUUCUGAUUUUGUCAACAGAUGCUCUAUAGUCAUAUAAUGUUUCUAUGUUGACUUGCCGGAUAACUAUAAAUCUCAAUGAAAGUCUUCACAUAGUUCGUAGGAGUAGCGUCUCAA